Molecule: messenger RNA, 3785 nt
Organism: Nymphaea colorata (pocket water lily)
Lineage: Eukaryota; Viridiplantae; Streptophyta; Magnoliopsida; Nymphaeales; Nymphaeaceae
Product: H/ACA ribonucleoprotein complex subunit 4-like
Exons: 2
Coding region: 1469-3367 (632 amino acids)
Biological process (GO): rRNA pseudouridine synthesis; snRNA pseudouridine synthesis; box H/ACA sno(s)RNA 3'-end processing
Cellular component (GO): box H/ACA snoRNP complex
Molecular function (GO): RNA binding; pseudouridine synthase activity
Source: RefSeq, a predicted model, not a curated record
AAACCACUUGGAAAGGCAGGAGCGGUUGAGCAAUGAUAGUUGUUGAUGAUGAGGGUUGCUCGUUUAUGCGGCUACUGGAGCAACCGGGGUGCUACCGAAGGCGAUGCGGGUUUGCUCCUUGGGAGCGUCCUGACGCUGGCGCUCCAUUAGCCCUCUUUCCUCAUCAAUCUUGCGGAUCAUUUCGCCGAAGAGUACUUUUCACAGGUUAGGCAUGUUUCUAUUUUUCUUAAUCAAAUAUAUUAUCUGAAGAGGAAUGUAUGGCUGAAUGCCUCAGGAGCAUCGGCUACGGUUCUGCCUUGUGAGGGAUUGAGCCCAUGGGCAUGGACUUGUGACUUCCCAGUUCCCGUUGGACUGCCAUAGUCCUCCGACUGCCUCUUUCUCAAGUCAUCUCCAUCGUCCUAAGACAAAGAAGGCUGUCAAACCGUAGGUCCUUGUUUUUCAUCCCAAUGGAAACUCAGUUCAGGUUGCAUUUGACCCAUGUAGAAUUCAAGGAAAUAUUGGAAAUCUCAAGCAGGAAUAUGGUUAUCGGAGAUGUUUAGGCCGACCCAAUUUAGAUGGAUCUCAUCCAGCGGUCCAUCUUUUCUCUCUAAACUACCUAAUUAUCCAGCAUGAAUUAGAAAUAUUGUUCUACAGCAUCGCUCGUUUCAGGGGAGUUUAUUCCCGUUCAAUAAACAGCUACUCGUUUCAGCACAAAACAAAACAAAAACUUUUUCUCUUGAGAAAAAAAUUCAGCCUAUGAAAUACUUUCUUGAAGUACGUUUGAUUCGAGGUAGUCGGAAGAGGUAGAGCCAAGUAUCUUGCUCUACUACUUUCUCAGAACAACCGGACAAAGACGUCCUUUUCUGAGUAACAAGCACAAUUCAAUAAAUAGCAUCAGCGUUCAUCGAGUUGUUCUGCCUAUCAGUUCUGUAGCUUUUCAUUGUUUAGCAUGACACGUUGGAGGGCAUGCUGAAACGUAUACAUUCACAUUGGGUUCAGCUUAAGCUGGUGGCCCAAUAACUGGUUUGAAUUGUGGCAACAUGGGAGAGGGAAAGGAAUGCACUGCUCGAACGGAUAUGGAAUCGGAAACCCCGUCUUAGAGUGGGGCCGAGAGUUUUUUUUUGAACAACCUCGUCCAUACAUCUCGCGAUGGACGGCUGUAUACAGGGGCUGCACAUGACGCUGUUACUUUCUGCUUCUGGCAAAGUGGGGAGGGGAGGGGAACCGGAAGGAAGCCCACGCACCGGUACCAGCACGACCGCCGGGUACGAGCACGACCUCCCAGUUGCUGACUGCGUCUCUUUCUCGCUCUAAAACCCUAACCCACACUUUCAAAGCGCCGACUCUCCCUCUCCCUCUCUCGCUCUAAAACCCUAAACCCUACCAUUCAAAGCGCCGCUUCUCCCCUCCCCCUCUCUGCCUCUCCCUCUCCCUCUCUCUCUCUCUCUCUCUCUCUCUCUCGGCUGAGAAGGGCGUCAACGAGCCCACCAUGUCCACCGUCUCAGAGGAGAAGAAGUCGAAGAAGCACAAGAAGAAGUCGUCGUCCAAGCACGACGGCGGAGGAGCGGAAGAAGAGAAGAUCAAAUACGACAGAGAUCUAGUGGCUGAACUCAGGGACGCUGGCGGAGAUGAUGAGAGCCACCACGCCGACUAUCUGAUCAAGCCGCAGGGCUUCACCCCUCCCCUCGACACCUCGAAAUGGCCUCUCCUUCUCAAGAACUACGACCGCCUCAACGUCCGUACCGGCCACUACACGCCGCUUCCAACCGGAUACUCCCCUCUGAAGCGGCCCCUCGCCGAAUACCUGCGCUAUGGCAUCAUCAACUUGGACAAGCCCGCGAAUCCCUCCUCCCACGAGGUGGUAGCGUGGAUCAAGCGCAUCCUCAGGGUCGGUAAGACGGGCCACAGCGGCACCCUCGACCCCAAGGUCACCGGCAGCCUCAUCGUCUGCAUCGACCGGGCUACCCGCCUCGUCAAGUCCCAGCAAGGUGCCGGUAAGGAGUACGUGUGCGUGGCCAGGCUCCAUUCAUCUGUCCCGGACGUCUCCAAGGUCGCCCGUGCGCUCGAGACUCUUACCGGCGCCCUGUUCCAGCGCCCUCCGCUUAUCUCCGCCGUCAAGCGACAGCUUCGAAUCCGAACAAUCUAUGAAAGCAAGCUCCUAGAGUAUGAUGUGGAAAAGCACCUGGUGGUCUUCUGGGUCUCCUGUGAAGCAGGGACCUAUAUCAGGACGCUCUGCGUCCAUUUGGGUCUGAUUCUCGGCGUGGGUGGACAUAUGCAGGAGCUCAGGAGGGUCCGAUCCGGGAUCCUCGGCGAGAGGGAUAACAUGGUUACCAUGCACGACGUCAUGGACGCUCAAUGGCUCUACGACAAUUGCAGGGAUGAGGCGUAUCUUAGGCGCGUCGUCAUGCCCCUGGAAGUGCUUUUGACCAGCUACAAGAGAUUGGUUGUAAAGGAUUCUGCGGUCAAUGCCAUCUGUUAUGGUGCCAAGCUCAUGAUUCCGGGGCUGUUGAGGUUUGAGAAUGGCAUUGAAAACGGGGAAGAGGUUGUUUUGAUGACGACGAAAGGGGAAGCUAUUGCUCUGGGGAUAGCGGAGAUGACGACUGCAGUAAUGGCAACUUGCGACCACGGGGUGGUGGCCAGGAUCAAGAGGGUGGUGAUGGAUAGGGAUACUUAUCCUAGGAAAUGGGGGUUGGGGCCUCGCGCGUCGAUGAAGAAGAAGAUGAUUGUCGAAGGUUUGCUUGACAAACACGGGAAGCCCAAUGAGAAAACGCCCGCGGAGUGGUUGAGAAAUGUAGUCCUUCCUCCAGGUGGAGAUUCUGUGGUUGCUGGAAUAGCGGCCAUGACUGAAUCGGAGACCAAGGUCUCUAAAGAGGUGAAGCAAUUGGAAGGCAAGGAGGAAAAAAAGAGGAAAAAGCAACAUCGGGAAGAUGGUGAGGAAAAUGGUGAGGACGUACGUAAACUGAGAGUGGAUGAUGGGAGUUUGAGUCCACUUCCACCUUCCAAGAAGAUUAAGGUUGGUGAAGAACAAGCAGAAGAAGCAUCGAAAUUGACACAUAACUUGAAGACAUCGAAAGAGGAAAUUGAAGCAGACGUGGAUGGCAGAAGCGAGAAGAAACAGAAGAAAAAGAAAAAGAAGGGAAACGGUGACAAGGAUGAACCUUCUGGCGAGGAAGUCAAUGUAGAAGUGACUGAAAUAAAGAGUAUUAAACAUCUGGCGGAACCUGAAUUGGCCGACGAGGAAAAGGCUUCAAAGGAAGAGAAGAAGAAGAAACACAAGAAGGAGAAGAAGAUCAAAGAUGAGGAAGACAAUGAAGAGGAAGAUGGUAAGAGUGCUAAAAAGGACAAGAAGAAGAAGAAGAGCAAAAAGGAUCAAACUGAGGAUGAGUAGUUAUUCUUAAAGUCAUUCUUGGCCUUGGCCUGCUUGUUUUGUCCACGAAGGAUACUUGGAACAAGGGUUCAGAGGCUCUCCUCAAUCUUGUCUCCGACGGUACAUUUAUUUCUUCGGCUGCCUUGACGUCUUCUUGGUUCAGAUACAUUUCGUUGCUUCGCCAAGAUUAUCUGGGGCAUCACCCGUUGCUGUAAGGCCCGAGACAAGUUGUUUCGUAGUUGGUGGAAAAUUGCGCAGGUCCUCGGAUCCUGCCUUCUUGGUGCAGACCAUUUGUAUGUAAAGGCGUUUUUGAAUACAAAUCUCUUCAUAGUUCUUCAGUUGUGAGCUUUUACUCUAGAAUACCUCUCUUCAUAGUUCUUCAGUUGUGAGCUUUUACUCUAGAAUACCUCUCUUUCUUUUAUAAAGAAAAAUUUAGUAA